CAACAGCGACCAAUCAAAGCCAAGAGCGCGGUGCAACACCAACGAUCGUUGCUUCGUUGCAUCACAGGGAUUUCUAUGCUUUUCCCCCUCCACACUCACGCAACAUACAUGCUGCAUUUUUGCCGAACGGAAACGAGUAAAAUGUGAGUGCUCUAACUUUCUUAAGCCGGCUGCUCUCUCGCCGAUCAUCGUUCGUAGCCCUUUCUCACCGAUCGUCACGAUCGCAAGUGUCGAGCAGUGCAAGAAAAGUGCAAUCCGCGCAAUCCGCAUUCAGUGUUGGGCUUUCUUGUGCUGUGCAUGUGGUGCUUGGUGUCGUGUGGCAUAUCGAUCAAUUCUGUGAGAUAUUUCGCUAUCAUUCGUGGACGGAACAGUGUGUCGUGUAACGUUGUGUGUGUGUUCGCUUACGAAUUUCGAUUUUCAUCAAAAUGGACGGCGAAGGCCCUCCCGAGCUUGUAACAUCGAACAGCUGCCGUAACGAUAAGAAGCUGGUGGCGUUCAUAAUUGAGCGCCGAAUGAGACUAAUCGAAGUGGUGAUGCCAAUGGUGAUGUUUUUUAGCAACGUGAAGGAAAACUUUCGUGCAUUGUGGUUUUACAAUAACCACGAGAGCAAUAUUCCUCCGAAUUCGUCUAGACCUAUGACCAUGGCGUAUCGGAAAAGGCGUCACCAGGAGCGACUGAACAUGUUAAUCGCCUACAGCACUCCCGGCUCCCAGCUCAAUGUGGGGGGAUACCUGAAGCGAGCUCACAUCUCAUUCUUCAACAAGGAAGACUUCUACUGCUUGUACAACAUAUAUCAUGCAAAGAAGGCCAAUCUGAUCUUUGUAGAAUCCAGUGCUUCCGUACCGCGUUUGUACAAUAGCGCGCUAGUUCGAGGAUCGGGGUUCGUUAAUCCAUACCCACUAAAAGAACGCUUAGUCGUGAGCUGCUUUAGUCUUGUGGAGUGUAGAGACUCAACUAACUAUGGCCGUCAUCUAAAUGCUCGUCAGAACCUGGCCAGAGGAGAUACGGCACUACGCGAGAUGCCAUUUGUGAGUUUACUUAUAAAGGACUUGUGGAUGCGAUGCCACCAUUGCCUGAUCUACGCACCGCUCGUUCUCAUCCCGUGUCAAUACUGCUCACUGGCGCUGUUUUGUUCAGAUACCUGUCGUAACCGUGCCCACGAAGAAUACCAUUCGAUGGAGUGUGCCAUUAUGCCGAUCCUUCUUGCCCAGUGUACACCCAUCCAGUUUCUCGCCCUGCGUCUUACAAUCCGUGUUUAUAAAAUGUUCCCCGGUACGUCGGAUGCACUCGAUGCGUACAUUCGAAAACUAUCUGAAGACAUCAAGGCAAAUGAGUACAGCACGCCUAGUGCGAAGCCAGAUUAUCGGAAGAUUUACAGACUUGCUACCAACCGGAAGCAUUUGUCCAGAAAAACACUGACCUCCGAUGGACUGAGAGCAGUCUCGCUGGCUAGGAUGCUCGUGCGUGAACAUGGACUCCCAAACAGCUUUGUGGAAUUGCUUGCCGAACUGACUGUGCGCCAUUUGCACAUCCUCCGUUCAAACGCUUUGGUCCUGCAUUGCUCCGUGGACGAACCAUCGAAGGACGAGUACAGCUCGAGUUCGGUGCCAUACGCGCUAGUUCUGGUUACGACGGGCAGCAUGUUCAACCAUUCGUGCGACGCGAACGUGGAGUAUUCGCUGUCACCUGACGGUGCAAUUAUGUUUGUGGCUAAUCGUUACAUUCCAAGAGGCACACAGAUGCUCAUCAACUAUCGUAUCGAUCCCACGGAUACCAGAUAUGCCUUUGAAUGCUACUGCGAGAAGUGUACAACGAAACGUAUACUGGAUCAACCAUCAACACUCACGGAAGUUCGGGAAAGAUUGUAA
Messenger RNA from Anopheles stephensi (Asian malaria mosquito), 1868 nucleotides. RefSeq names its product SET and MYND domain-containing protein 4-like. Gene Ontology annotation, molecular function: protein binding. The transcript has 2 exons. NCBI's taxonomy places the organism in Eukaryota, Metazoa, Arthropoda, Insecta, Diptera, Culicidae. Bases 426 to 1868 code for a protein of 480 amino acids. The record is from RefSeq and is a predicted model, not a curated record.